AACUGGGUCAGGCAGCAGCCGACAACUCUCGUCCUUCUGACACACAGCUGGUGAUGGAGGUUAGCUGUACGACACACAACAUACGUCUGUGCUACAUAAAUAACACAUACUAGAUUCUACACAAACGAGAUUCUACACUACUCAAUUUGGAUUCAAUAGGAAAUUCCCGAUGGUUAUUUUUGUUUGUUGACACACGAGUGAACUACACACCAUCUGGCGAGGUUCUAUAUUUAGCGGCGAGUCACUAUCUUUGUUGACUGUGUGUUGGGGCAGUCUUCGCUUGCUGCUAGGCCUGAAUGUAAGUAGGUCUAGCUACCGAUGAUUGUGUCACAGUACUUCAGUGAUUGUGUGCUAGAAGUCAAUGAUUGUGCCACCAGGUCCAUGAUUGUGCCAUGGCUACCUGGGUGUGCUCGACCAAAAAGUUCCUGUCGUCUGCCAUCACGUCCAUAGCUGGGGAGCUCGAGCAGACGGUACUCGACUUUAACGACGCGAUCCACAACCUGAGCAACAAGCAGGAAGCCGCUAGAGUACAUGGCGCGCCCAGCGAGAUCCACCCGCACUCCACCGUGGUGGAACAUCCACCUCAAGCCGCUAGAGUACAUGGCGCACCCAGCGAUAUCCACCCGCACUCCACCGUGGUGGAGCAUCCACCUCAAGCUAAACCACUCACUAACAAGUCUGAUGUGGUUCUUGCUUUAGACCCCCAGCAGUGUGAGACUAGCCUACCUCACCUGCAAGAAAGUGAGACUAGCCUACCUCACCUGCAAGAAAGUGAGACUGUAUCUCACCUGCAAGAAAGUGAGACUAGCCCACCUCACCUGCAAGAAAGUGAGACUGUAUCUCACCUUCAAGAAAGUGAGACCUGUCCACCUCACCUUCAAGAAAGUGAGACUUACUUUCAACUUCCUGCAGUAACAACCAAACAGCCGCAGACGAUUGGCUUCGCGCCAAUUUUAAAUGCCCGACUCUCCAGGUCAUCCCCCUCCCUAUUCCCGGAUGAUGCAUCAUGGGAGAGGAAAUCAGAGAACAGUGACAGAUCCUCCCCUCUCGACUCUAUCUACUCGGCCUCCUCCCCCUGUCUGUACCAGCAGACACACACACAAACACAUACACAGACACAAACACACACACAGACACAGGGCUGUCUCCAGACCAGGCGACUUUUCUAUCGGGAAAACCCAAACUUCUCCCAGACGAUCAAUCUACCGGGACCGGAAGUCAUCUCACGCGGAGAUACGCUGGAGUUCCAGGGUUCGAAACCCGGCAGGUUCGGCAGGUCCCGGGUCGUCUGCCAGAAACGCCCGGGGCGGGUAGUGCGGACCUCGGGGGCAGACGAGCAGCAGACGGCAGAAGGCGAGCAGACCACUGACAGCAGCAGUGACGUCACCGACAGGCAGUGCGUGUUGGUCAACGCCCCGACCCACGUAUCCAUCGAGAGGGACCCACAUCCGCUCAGGUGGAUGACCCUGGAGCCCUUGUCACGUGUCUUGUCCUUCGCCUUCAGCCAGUUGGCCAACAUCAUCCUCAUGCUAUCAGACGACCAGCAGACGUACGACAGACCCCCCAGCCGACAGUUGACCUACGACAGACCGCCCAGCCGACAGAUGACCCUGACGUACGACACGCCUCGCCAGCAGACGACACCAGACUUGCAGACGCGCGAGGGACAUUUCCAGACGAUCUGUGACGUCAUCUCGCCAGACUCGUCCAUCAUUCGGUCAACAUACUCGUGCGAGAGCUUCGAGAUCAUCGACCCCUGUGACCCCUGUGACCCCUGCAGCCAUGAACCCUGCAGCCAUGACCCCUGCAGCCAUGACCCCAUGAGGGUUCGACUCACCCCUCCACCCGGUGAGAGAUCCUUCCUGUCGAGGCUGUACCACGGUAACCAUGACAACACGGACUCCCUGAGUGUAUCCGCCUUUGUCAGCGUCAACCCCGGUCUAACGUCAAGCGCUGAGUUUGUUAACUUCAACUUUAAAGAGCUCAUCAUCAACCGACAUUUCAACACGCUGAACCCAGUCCUAGCUGCUGACGUCACACAGCCGCCUGACGUCAUACAAUCUGACGUGUCAGCUGACAGUCCGGCCCUGACGCAAGCCGGAGCAGACGAUGACGGUGAUGACGACAGCACAUCGUUCUCCAUCAUCUCUGACAACGACAACGAGGAGUUCAUUGUCGUCUGAUUGUGUCGUCUGAUUGUGUCGUCUGAUUGGUUGUGUCGUCUGAUUGUGUCGUCUGAUUGAUUGUGUCGUCUGAUUGUGUCGUCUGAUUGUGUCGUCUGAUUGAUUGUGUCGUCUGAUUGUGUCGUCUGAUUGUGUCGUUCGUCUGAUCGUGUUGUCUGAUUGAUUGUGUCGUCUGAUUGUGUCGUUCGUCUGAUCGUGUCGUCUGAUUGAUUGUGUCGUCUGAUUGUGUCGUCUGAUCGUGUCGUCUAAUUGACUGACGUACACACUACCCUGUCGUACAAGUCAUGACCAGAGUUUCUACCAGGCAUCUCUUCGC
This is a messenger RNA of Physella acuta, 2499 nucleotides long. RefSeq lists its product as uncharacterized. NCBI's taxonomy places the organism in Eukaryota, Metazoa, Mollusca, Gastropoda, Physidae. The record is from RefSeq and is a predicted model, not a curated record.